Messenger RNA from Neurospora crassa OR74A, 1408 nucleotides. RefSeq lists its product as hypothetical. Gene Ontology annotation, molecular function: structural constituent of ribosome; RNA binding. The record is from RefSeq and is a predicted model, not a curated record. Gene Ontology annotation, cellular component: cytosolic small ribosomal subunit. The coding region runs from base 114 to 605 and encodes 163 amino acids. The transcript is spliced from 4 exons. NCBI's taxonomy places the organism in Eukaryota, Fungi, Ascomycota, Sordariomycetes, Sordariales, Sordariaceae.
ACGCAGCCCACAAAUCACUUAGAUCUCGAAUUUUGAGCUCUCGACUCCCGCAACGCCGACACUUUCCCCGGACCAACACCACCAAUUGUGUCGACACCGGUCAUCUCGUCAAAAUGCUUAUUCCCAAGGCUGACCGCAAGGCGAUCCAUGAGUACCUCUUCCGUGAGGGCGUCAUGGUCGCUGAGAAGAACUAUGAGUCGACCCACGAGACCGGCAUCCGCAACCUUUAUGUCAUCAAGGCUUGCCAGUCUUUGACCUCGCGCGGCUACGUCAAGACCCAGUUCUCGUGGCAGUACUACUACUACACCCUCACCCCCGAGGGUCUCGACUACCUCCGCGAGUGGCUCCACCUCCCCGCUGAGAUCGUCCCCGCUACCCACAUCAAGUCCCAGCGGUCUCACGCUCCCCCCCGUGGCAUGCUCGGUGGUGAGGAGCGCCGCGAGCGCCCCUUCGGUGGCCGUGGCCGUGGUGACCGUGAGGGCGGUUACCGCCGCCGUGAGGCUGGUGAGGGUAAGGAGGGUGGUGCCCCCGGCGAGUUCGCUCCCCAGUUCCGUGGUGGUUUCGGUCGUGGCCGCGCCGGCCGCGGUGAGGCCCCUCCCUCGUAAAUGUCGGAAGGCGGAAUAAUCUCUCUCAAUCUUGGGUUGCCUGAACAACAGGCAUAAAACAGCAUGGGCACGACAUGUACUCUUAAGUCUUCACGAGAAAGAGUGAAAGGGUCGACCAGCAAUUGCACACCUACUCGCCGGGAACCGUGAGUGGUUUGUGAGGAGUUUGGUGGAUAGAGAUCAUUCGGAAAACUUCUGCAUUCAGGGUCAUCAUUUGCGGUCAAUCGAUUUCACUCGCGGCGUUCAUUUUCGUGAUUCUAUACCUCCAUCAAGAACAGCUUUCUGCACGUCUACUCUGGCCGAGUGCGUUUACGACGUGAUGACUUCGGAAAGGUGGAAGCUGGACGUGCAUAGACUGGAGGUUCGGGGAAAAACUACCAAGAGGCAUAGAGUUUGGCUCUCUAGGACAGAAACAGCCUUCAGAUAGCCAAUCCCAUGUUGUUUGUGUCGUAGGACAGACACUCGGGCAUUUACCAAAUGGUUUCCUUUCCCAUCAACACGGAGUGUGGCAGAGUCAUUGAUGAGUCCGCAUCUCUUCAAAGCAGGUUAAAACCAGGGGUCGUCUUUCGGGAAAGAGACUCCAAUAUAGCCGUAUUCACCAGCCUCAUCAGUGUCAUUGUUUACACCGGGCUGUUUACCCCUGAGUUCUUGGCCUGCAGUCAGGAGACAGUUCCAGGAGAUCGGACAGUUUUGAAUGAGAAUUGUUAAUUACCACUCCGCUCAUGGACGUAACUUACCGGUACGCAAAUACACAUACAUAACCCUGAACGUAAUUCCGUCAUUACUUGCCUGGAGUUCUCAUU